AUGUGUGAUCCGUGUUGCGGCCCUUGCGAUCCGUGCUAUCCCUGUUAUCCUUGCAGACCGUGCAAGAGCCGUGAGCUUAGAGGAGGAAAUCUAAUCAUGUCCUGCGAGUGUCUGAAGAGAAACGGUUUGCAGCACGAUUGUCCGCGAUGGGAGUGUCAGGCUAAACCCUGUUGUCUCACCAAACCAGAAGCUACGUGCUGUCCGUCGCGAUGGGCUCGGCGCUAUCGAUUCUUGACGAUGGGCCGGAAGAGUAAAUUCGACUGUCCGGCAUUGAAAACCGUGUCGACGGCUGGUGGUGGCUGCAAUCCGUGUACCGUCGGACCGUGCUCAUCUCCGUGCGAUCCGUGCUGUUUGCCGGCCGUGUGCAGUCCAGCCGCCUGUUACGACUCCUGCUGUGUUCCUGUUUGCAAACCAAUUUGCUGUUUUCUGCCAUAA
Molecule: messenger RNA, 435 nt
Organism: Anopheles cruzii
Lineage: Eukaryota; Metazoa; Arthropoda; Insecta; Diptera; Culicidae
Product: keratin-associated protein 5-4-like
Exons: 4
Coding region: 1-435 (144 amino acids)
Source: RefSeq, a predicted model, not a curated record